Molecule: messenger RNA, 1614 nt
Organism: Annulohypoxylon maeteangense
Lineage: Eukaryota; Fungi; Ascomycota; Sordariomycetes; Xylariales; Hypoxylaceae
Product: NAD(P)-binding protein
Exons: 1
Coding region: 429-1472 (347 amino acids)
Molecular function (GO): oxidoreductase activity, acting on the CH-CH group of donors, NAD or NADP as acceptor
Source: RefSeq, a predicted model, not a curated record
GGCAAUAUCGCUAUCUUCAGAUUCACAAUUUAAUAUGAGCGGCGAUUGUGAAACAAAUAGAAUGAUGUGCAACCCAAUUAGUAGAUCGAAGCUACUUUCAAUAUUCAGGUAGUUAGACUCUGUUAUUGCAAUACGCCUAGUCACAUCACUAAGUAAGAAACAACACGCGAUGGGCAUGCCCAAAGGGAUCUGGUAUUCUUGGCUAUCAGUCAUCAACACGAUCAGAAAUGGAUGAUUACCCAGGUAUGAAAUGAUGAUGAGGUCAACAUAGUUGGACUAAAGAGAACAAGUGUAUAUAAAUCCAUGAAACCUCCCGAUUACAGAAGUAAACCUCAACGUGCUCUCCUCAAGUCUGCUACUUACCCCUGAAUCUUCACAUACCUCAUACCUAUCAACACAACUUCAUCACAAACCCCUAACCACCCAAAAUGACCCCCAACAAAACCCUCAUCUUCAAAAAAAUCCCCACGGGCCUCCCAAUCCCAGGCGAACACCUCGUAAUCGAAAACCGCCCCAUCGACCUCUCGACCCCCCCUCCAUCCGGCCUCCUCGUCGAAGUCCUCUCCGUAUCCCUAGACCCGUACCUCCGCGGGCGGAUGCGUCUCCCCAGCAUCCCCUCCUACAAACCCGCCUUCCCGCUCAACACCCCCGUCGCAAACGACGCCCUAGCCCGGGUCCUCAAAUCCGACACUCCGAAAUUCCAGGAGGGAGACGUGUUGUACAUCUUCCUCCCCGUCGCGGAAUACGUCGCCGUAACCCCGGAAAUGCUGCACUCCGCGGUAAAGCUGGAGAACAAGUAUAGUCUUCCCCUCGACGUCUUCCUCGGCCCCCUCGGCAUGCCGGGCCUCACGGCCUUCUCCUCGCUACACCAAAUCGGCAAGCCGCGCCGCGGCGAAACCAUCUUCGUCAGCUCUGCCGCCGGCGCCGUCGGUUCGCUGGUCGGACAGUUAGCGAAGCGGGAGGGGAUGACGGUCAUUGGGUCCGUGGGGUCGGAUGAGAAACUUGAUUUCAUCCUGAAGGAGCUGGGGUUCGACGCGGGGUUUAAUUACAAGAAGGAGAGGCCGUGGGAUGCGUUGGGACGUCUGGCUCCGGGGGGCAUCGAUGUGUAUUAUGAGAAUGUCGGGGGCGCGCAUUUGGAGGCUGCGCUGGAGCAUUUGCGUGUGCGUGGACGUGUGGUGGUUUGUGGGAUGAUUGAGGGGUAUAAUAGCCCGCUUGAGGAGAGGUACGGGGUUAGGAAUUUGCUGGAGAUUUUUGCGAAGAGGCUUUCGGUUGCGGGGUUCCUUGUUUCGGAUGAGGAUUUUGGACCGAAGUAUACGAGGCGCCAUCAGGAGUGUGUGCAGAAGUGGAUUGCGGAGGGGAGUGUUAAGGCGAAGUUGCAUGUUACGAGGGGGAUUGAGAAUGCGGCGGAGGGGUUGGUGGAGAUUUUUCAGGGGAAGAAUUUUGGGAAGGCGGUUUUGAAGAUUAAGGAGUAGGGUUGAUUUGGUUGGUGAUAUGUGAGAUGAGCUGGUUGAAGGGAUGGUGGAAGGUUAGCACGUCUUCAGUUGGUGGUGAGUGUGAUUUUACAGCAAGUUAGCUUCGUAUGAAAAAAUCGAAGCAACAUGUUUACCUAUGAAA